Gallus gallus (chicken) is the source of this 974-nucleotide messenger RNA. It is a transcript of the gene DYNLRB2, whose product is annotated as dynein light chain roadblock-type 2. The coding region runs from base 236 to 721 and encodes 161 amino acids. Gene Ontology annotation, cellular component: cytoplasmic dynein complex; centrosome; cytoplasm. Gene Ontology annotation, biological process: microtubule-based movement. The record is from RefSeq and is a predicted model, not a curated record. The transcript has 4 exons. NCBI's taxonomy places the organism in Eukaryota, Metazoa, Chordata, Aves, Galliformes, Phasianidae. Gene Ontology annotation, molecular function: dynein intermediate chain binding.
UUGUUUUGUUUUUUGUUGUUGUUGUUUUGUUAUUUUGCAAAGCCAAGCUGCAACUUGCAUUGGUUCUAGAAAGAUCGAGGCAUCGUGCCGCCAUGAAGGAAAGCAGCAGCCUUGAGAAACUUCUGGGCUCCUGAACUGCCGGUCUGGUCACUGAGGGCAGCAUCACCUCUGUCCCUUCCAACGUGUUACCCUAUGCGUCAGUUGUAUAAUUCAGUUUUACACUUCUGCACUUUGCAUGCUCCACACUCGAGCAGUAAAACGUUACUCCGACGAUGGCCAGGCUGCCCGCCCCGUCCCCGCGCUUCCCGCCUUCGGCCGUACCGCCGCCCCGACCCGCUCCCGCCGUCACUUCCGCCGCUCCCCGGCAACGGCCCGCUAUGGUAAUGGCGCCGCUCCCUCCCGCUGCCCCGGGACGGGAACGGCGCUGGGGAGGGCUGAAGUGGAGGAAACCCUAAAAAGGAUUCAAGCCCACAAAGGGGUCGUGGCGACUAUGGUUGUCAAUGCAGAAGGAAUUCCAAUAAGAACAACUCUUGAUAACUCGACAACGGUGCACUACACAGGUCUUCUUCAUCAGCUCACCAUGAAAGCGAGGAGCACAGUGAGAGAUAUUGAUCCUCAGAAUGAUCUAACCUUCCUCAGGAUCAGAUCAAAGAAACAUGAAAUCAUGGUAGCUCCAGAUAAGGAGUAUCUGCUGAUCGUUAUCCAGAACCCAUCCGAAUAGACCCAGCAGGGCGUUAUUUUCAGACAGCGACGCAGCUCUUCUUGUUAAGCUAACCCUCCUUACUGAUAUUUAGCAUCAAACACAGCACUAAUUUUACACAAUGUAUAACCGCUGUGACUGAAAGCGCUGCCAGUUUAAUAUUCUGUCGUAGCUGUAUCAGUUUGUGUUUGAGCAAUUCAGAAUGCAAGUAUCAAAGUAUUGUUUGCCUUCAUAUUCUGAUGGACAGUAAUAAAGCGAAAUGCUUAAACUGUGA